Messenger RNA from Pneumocystis carinii B80, 960 nucleotides. RefSeq lists its product as hypothetical. Gene Ontology annotation, cellular component: transcription factor TFIIH holo complex; transcription factor TFIIH core complex. The transcript is spliced from 5 exons. The record is from RefSeq and is a predicted model, not a curated record. NCBI's taxonomy places the organism in Eukaryota, Fungi, Ascomycota, Pneumocystomycetes, Pneumocystales, Pneumocystaceae. Gene Ontology annotation, biological process: nucleotide-excision repair; regulation of DNA-templated transcription. The coding region runs from base 1 to 960 and encodes 319 amino acids.
AUGGAUGGCUUUAAAACACUGAGAACUAAGCCUCUUUAUGAAGGUAUUGAUGACGAUGAAAAAUCUAAUCUUUUGGUUGUGAUUCUUGAUACAAAUCCUUUUGGAUGGGAUGAGAUAUCUGAAUAUAUAUCAUUUGAUAGUGCAAUUAAGGAAUUACUUGUAUUUUUUAAUGCGCACCUUUCAUUAAAUCAAAAUAAUGAUCUUGCAGUUCUUGCAUCUCAUAUAGAUUUUGUACAAUAUUUAUAUCCAACAGCUGAGAAAAUGACACAGGAAGAUAAGAUAGUACGAGAGAAUAAAGAAGAAGGAUGUAAAGGACCUAAUUUAUAUUGGCCUUUUUACAUUAUGAACAAACAAAUUAAAGAAAACCUUGAAAAAUUAAUUGAUCAAAGUAAUAAAGAAGAAGAUAGAUAUGUAAGAUCAACAAUGUUAGGAGGGUCAUUAUGUAUGGCAUUGGCAUAUGUUAAUCGUUGUAUGCAAAAUAAUGGGGAAAACAGGAUAAAAGCAAGAAUUUUUAUCCUAUCAGUGUCUAGUGAUAUUACAUUUCAAUAUAUUGCUAUUAUGAAUUGUAUUUUUAGUGCGCAGAAAAAAAAAAUUCCAAUUGAUGUAUGUAAAAUUGGAAAAGAUACAGUAUUUUUGCAACAAGCAUCGGAUGCUACUAAAGGUAUAUAUCUUCAUCUUGAUAAGCCUAAAAGUCUUUUGCAAUAUUUAAUGAUGGUUUUUCUACCAGACCAGAAAGUUCGGCAAUAUCUUGUUUUACCUUUUCAACUUAAUGUAGAUUUCAGAGCAGCAUGUUUUUGUCAUAAAAAAAUUGUAGAUAUAGGAUAUGUUUGUUCUGUAUGUUUAUCAAUUUUUUGUAUAAAACAACCAAAAUGUCUAGUAUGUGAUACUAUAUUUGAUACAAAUAUGUUGCAAAAAAAUGUUGAAAAUCCUCCAUCUAAUACUUUUGGAACAGAGAUCUAG